Molecule: messenger RNA, 1677 nt
Organism: Caenorhabditis remanei
Lineage: Eukaryota; Metazoa; Nematoda; Chromadorea; Rhabditida; Rhabditidae
Exons: 10
Coding region: 1-1677 (558 amino acids)
Cellular component (GO): Set1C/COMPASS complex
Molecular function (GO): protein binding; transcription cis-regulatory region binding
Source: RefSeq, a predicted model, not a curated record
AUGAGAAGCUCGAAAGGUGGGAGAGGACGUCAAGCUGCUCCAAAAACUGCACCGACAAGUGUUUGCUAUUGUGAUGGAAAACGAGAGUUGGGAUCUGUUGAAGUUUUCUGCUCCAGCUGCUUGAAAUGGUUCCAUGGAAGGUGUUUGAAAGAGUACAAUGAAUUAAGUUCGAGCGGAGUUCCAUUCAUGAUCUGUUAUACAUUCACCUGCAAACAAUGCCGUCCGAAUGCUGAAGAUUGGAAAGCAAAAAAAGCUGAUUUGGUACAAAUGUGCGUCACCGUUUUCGCAACAUUGUCUGCAGAAAAAUUGAAAGAAGACGGAAAAUUGUCAGCAGAAAUUAUCCCUGAAGAUUUCACAUAUUUAAGCCUAAAAAACACAGUUGUACCAUACAUGACAAAGAAUUGGUUUAUGCUCACCUCAUUGAAAAUGAGAAAAGAUUGGGAUAACAGUCUGGCACCAACUCUAUUGAAAGAGAAGAAUGUGUUUGUUCAACACAAUGAUGAUGACGACUUGUUCGCUUUAGCGGAAAAAAAUCUAGCUCUUGUUGGACCAAUGCACGAAGCAGUUAAACAGAUAGGAAAAAGGCCUCCAACAGAACGAGAAAAUCGAGAGCCACGUGAAUUGCCGCCAAUUGAAGGUCCGAAAACUCGCGGUGCUUCAAAACGGCGUCAUGCUGAAGCACCAGCACCUGGAAAGAAACAAAAGUUAGCAGCAGAUUAUUCGUCGGCUGCAAUGCCAGAUGGUGUGCAGAUUGACAUCCCGAAUAGCAAAGACAGUUAUCGUUAUUACUUGACAGAGAAGGAUCCUAAUGUACCAGAAGAUCCUGAAUGGGAUCAAGCAGCCUCCUAUGUCAUUCCUCCCUACCAGUAUCGCGUGCUUCUCAGCCAAACAGUGAUUGUGUCACCUAACGAUCGAGCUUAUCAACUGCACGCCUCAGGUCAGAAGUUAACAGGAUUCGAGGGCUACGCAAUGGCCCGAGCUAGUCAUGGCGUGUCGAAAGGAACGUGGUAUUUUGAAGUGAACUUUGAUGAUCAACCCGAAGAUUCCCAUAUACGGAUCGGAUGGAGUCAAACGCAUGCAGCUCUUCAAGCAUGUGUCGGUUAUAGCAAAUUUUCUUAUGGCUGGAGGUCAAAGCAUGGAACGAAAUUUCAUGAAGCAAAAGGAAAGAAAUAUCAUUUUGGUGGAUUCAAGCAAGGAGACACUCUCGGUUGUCUGAUUCACCUCCCAGUCGAUAAAAAGACACUUGUACCAGCGAAUCAACCAUCGGAAAAGUACUUGCCACCAUCUUACAAAAAUGGAACUUUAAUUAACUUCAAAAAUAAUUUAUUUUUCGAAAUUCACGAGGACUCUGCUGAAGUAGCUAAAAAUUUGCAAGAAAUGCCUGGAAGUUACAUUGAGUUUUUCCACAAUGGAAAAUCGUGUGGCAUAGCAUACGAGAAUAUCUACGCAGGAACUUAUUUCCCAUCCGUUUCUCUGUUCAAAAAUGCCACCGUAACAAUGAAUUUGGGGCCAAAAUAUAAGUAUCUGCCACGUGGGACCACAGGAAUCCAUAUGAGAGCUGAAGAGCAACAACACGAACAAGCUCUUUCGGAUUUACUGUAUCUGGUGUCAAGCGAUGAAGCAAAACAAAAGAUUUUGAGCCCGGUGAAGAAAGAAAUCAAAGAAGAAGAAAUAUAA